Messenger RNA from Arabis nemorensis, 2586 nucleotides. The record is from the annotation of a GenBank genome assembly. Lineage: Eukaryota; Viridiplantae; Streptophyta; Magnoliopsida; Brassicales; Brassicaceae.
AUGGAUAAUGGCGAAUCAUCGACCAAUAAUUCAUCGCGUCCAUGGGAAUCAUACAACACCGUCUUCACUAACGCUAAAGCCGGAAUGGAAGGAGUUGAUAAAGAGAAAGUCCAGAGGAUUGUCUAUGAAUUGAGUAAAGGAUCCAAAUAUUUUCAAAACGAGGAACGUAAAGAAACUCUUAUGAAACAAAAGAUUGAACAUAUGCAUGAUAGAUCUGCAAAGCUAUCUUCCUCUGAUUUAUCUAAUUAUCAGAAGGUGGUUGAUAGAAGGAUCUUAGAGUUAGAAGCAACGCGUGACCUAUCAAGGAUUUGGCUGCAUGUUGAUAUGGAUGCUUUUUAUGCUGCUGUUGAAACUUUGAGUAAUCCGUCCCUCGGGGGAAAACCGAUGGCUGUUGGAGGCUUGUCUAUGAUCUCCACGGCUAAUUAUGAGGCGAGGAAGUUUGGUGUCCGUGCAGCUAUGCCUGGUUUCAUUGCUCGUAAAUUAUGUCCAGAUUUGAUAUUUGUUCCUGUAGAUUUCACUAAGUAUACUCACUACAGUGAGUUAGCAAGAAAGGUUUUUAGGAACUAUGAUCCUCAAUUCAUCGCUGGGAGCUUGGAUGAAGCCUACCUUGACAUAACUGAGGUUUGUCGAGAACGAGGUCUUUCAGGUGGAGAAAUUGCAGAGGAGCUUAGAUCUUCUGUUUAUUCCGAGACUGGACUGACAUGCAGUGCUGGAGUAGCGGCAAACCGCUUGCUAGCCAAGGUUUGCUCAGACAUAAACAAGCCUAAUGGACAGUUUAUUCUACAAAAUGACCGAUCAACUGUCAUGACAUUCAUAUCUUCCCUUCCUAUAAGAAAGAUUGGGGGAAUUGGUAAGGUUACUGAACAUAUUCUGAAGGAUGCUUUGGGAAUUAAAACAUGCGAGGAUAUGGUGCAGAAGGGAUCUCUUCUCUACGCUCUCUUUUCUCAAUCUUCAGCAGACUUUUUUCUCUCUGUUGGACUGGGGCUUGGGGAAACAGACACCCCUCAGGCUAGGUCUCGUAAAAGUAUUAGCUGUGAGAGGACAUUUUCAGCGACAGAAGAUGAAAAGUUGCUAUAUUCGAAGUUGGCUGAAAUUGCUGAAAUGCUAUCUGAUGACAUGAAGAAGGAGGGUCUAAUAGCAAGAACAUUGACACUUAAACUGAAAACUGCCACUUUUGAGAUUAGGAGCAGAGCUGUGAGCCUGAAGAGGUACACAUGUUCAAGCGAGGAUAUACUAAAGCAUGCUACAAAGCUGUUGAAGGCAGAACUUCCUGUUUCUGUAAGGCUGAUAGGGUUGCGCAUGUCUCAAUUCAGUGAUGAAAUCCGCCAUUCUGAUCCUUCACAGGAAACUAUCACCAAGUUCAUCGUUCAAAAGGAUUUCUCGAGGCAAAAUCUGGAUGAUAACAAGAUAGAUGCUAGUAAAAAUUGCUUAAGUAAUGACGAGAGCAUGAGUUUAUCCUUUGAUACACAUGAGACAAGCUAUGAUCAACUGAAAGAUGUUCUCGAAAAUGAAGAACAAUCCCAACUAGAUGCCAACAAAGUACCUCCAAAUCAAGAAUGUACGAGAAAAGAAGAAAGGCCACAGGUAUUGGAAGGAGAUGCUCUGCUCAUAAAACACAAGGAGUAUAAACCAGAUACGAGUCACUCAAUGAAUGACAAUUCUAGUGCGCAAAACUCUGAACCAGUUACAUUAUUUCUGCCAAUAGAGCCGUUAUUUUGGAUUGAUGGCUACAAAUGCAACUUGUGUGGAAUCGAGCUACCUCCAUCCUUUGUCGAAGAACGACAAGAACACUCUGAUUUCCACCUCGCUCAGCGACUUCAAAACGAAGAAUCUGGCUCAAGUUCUUCCACUACACCUACUUCAAAACGAAGGAUUCUGGGAAAGGAAAAGGCAAAUUCGAAACCAAAGAAGCAGAAACAAUCUGAAAAGGACGAUGCCACGUGUCAUCUGGUGUUAUAUUAUCCACAUACUAUCUCUUUUCAGGAACGAACCCCAGAAGAAAUGAAGAUGGCUCUGAAUCUGAUCCCACCGAAACUCAAUCUCUCACCGUCCAAUUCCCUCGGCGAACCCAAAUCCUUACCGUCGAUGUCCGACAUCCUGACGUCAUCAAGAGCUCGAAACCUUGACUUAAAGAUUCAGACUUUAGGACCGUUUUUCAGAGUGACGGGUAAGAACGCAGACACAGGCGGUGAAAUCGGAAGAGCAGAGGGAGUGGUUCGGCCAUGGUUCGGACAGGGAUUGGUUCUGCAUUUGGAUACGAUAAGAUUGACGAAAGAGACGAUGAAAAUGGAUAAGUCUGUACUUGGAGUUGGUUUAUACGUCGGAGCUGUAGCGAUUCGACAUGGCUACGACUGUGGUUGCCGCACUGCUCAGCUUUUAGCUAUCUAUGACUCCGAUCUCUACCAUUCCAAGCUGGUUAGGUUUUAUAGAAGGAUUGGGUUCGAAGAGGUGAAAGAAGUGAGUGGUUCGUUGAUCGGAGACAUGGCUGAUAUGUUAGUGUGGGGUGGAGUUGGCACUCGCAUGGAUGCUAAUAUUCAUCAUCUCCUUCUUAAAUGGUCUAAAGUUUUCCUCAAAUCAAAUGUUUAA